Messenger RNA from Protopterus annectens (West African lungfish), 3913 nucleotides. Its product is annotated as toll-like receptor 12. Gene Ontology annotation, molecular function: protein binding; transmembrane signaling receptor activity. Bases 19 to 2832 code for a protein of 937 amino acids. Gene Ontology annotation, cellular component: membrane. Lineage: Eukaryota; Metazoa; Chordata; Ceratodontiformes; Protopteridae. Gene Ontology annotation, biological process: toll-like receptor signaling pathway; immune response; inflammatory response. The transcript has a single exon. The record is from RefSeq and is a predicted model, not a curated record.
AUUUCAGACCUUCAGCAGAUGCAGUUAAAAAGAACAAUGAACAUAUCUGCUCUCUCCUUCCUCUACAGUCUUUGCUUUUGUUGUCAGUUGUUUGUCUCCGGGUGGAUAUCAAAAGACUGUACGAUGCACGAUCCUGCUUCCAGAGUACGCCUGGAUCAGCCCCCGGUUGAUUUCUCGAUUAAUGUUAGCCAAGUAACGUGCGGUAGGGCUGGCACUUACCAGCGUGAACUAAGGGACAUUGCUGCUGAUUUAGUUGGGCUAAGAGUUGAAGUAUUUGCUGUUCAAAAGGGAGCCUUUUCACAAUUUUAUAACCUGAAACAACUGCACUUAGAUAUAUAUAAAGGAACUGUCAUUCACGCUGGGGCAUUUCAUGGACUGAGAAACCUGGAAAGUCUUACUCUUGAGUUUAGAUGCCGCUUGGAUGAGUGUGUUAUUGAAGAAGAUGCAUUCCAAGGGCUGGAUAACCUAAAAGAAUUGUACAUGAGUGGCUCCACUAACCCCAUUGGAAAUGUAUACAUGAGCACAUGCAUAAAGAGUAAGUGUGAAGUGGUCUGCAGCAUGAAGAAAUAUGAUGUCCCUCGUGACUUUAACUUGGAAUUUAAAAAGCUGGACAGCAUCAGAAGAAACUGCACUGGCACCCCAGGCUGGGCACUGAACUCUCCUCUUGGGGGAGGUCGGCUGGUUGUAUCAGAUUUAGAGUUAUCAUGGAAUUUUUUCCCCACAAUCGAUAUCCGGUAUUUGUAUAAUUCUACUCGCCUUGACUUACUUAAAGUCGACCGGUCCUUUUUCAAAGUCAGUGAGUUACUGGAGUCUAGGAUCCAGACCGUUACCAAUUUCUCCCUGGUGAACUUGCUAAACAUAACAUACUUCUACCGUCAGAUGAAAAGUGUUUGCGAGGCUGUAAGUAGAUUCGGGGUCAAACAUCUCACCGUGGCUGGUAAUUCGUUAGUGAUUAUUUAUAGUCAAAUGUUUGAAAAGUGUGACCAGUUGGAAAGUUUGGAUUUAAGCUACUCUUUGUUAGUCCAGAUGACGCCAGGAUUUCUUUAUGCAAUGAAAAAGCUCAGACGCCUUGUUCUAUUAAACAACCUCUUAAACACUAUUAAUAUUUGUCCUACAAACAAGACGUUUAUUGCUCCGCUUUCCUACUUGGACUAUUCUAAGAAUAACAUAACUGGACUUAAAUUGGGGCAGUUUUCCUGUGUUGCAUAUUUGCUUUAUCUCAGUCUGGCAAAUAACAAACUGCAAACCAUUGAAAAGUCCGCGUUUCUUGGACUGAGAAGUCUGAGGGAAUUGAAUCUUGCUGCCAACAGAAUUCAGGUAAUCGGAGAAAAUGACUUCGAGCAUUUGAAUAGUUUAUCUACACUCACCUUGCUCAACAAUCCUAUUGAAGUGAUAAGUGCAGGAGCGUUUAAACAUUUGCAACUACGCGACCUCUCCCUAACUUCAGCAUAUGAUUAUUUUAUGUUCGAUCUUUCACAAUUUCGUCCUGGGAUAAGAACCUUAUUACUAGAAGCAAAAAGUGAUAUACACAUCCUAGGGAAAAAUGCUUCGCAUAUAAGUUCCUUGCAGAAUGUAUACCUGUAUGGAAUUGGGCGGGAAACUGUUGUAAUCUCCUUUGAAGACUGUGGGGCUGCACCUGUGACCACACUAAAAGAGCUUCUUGUCAAGAAAGCCUUCACCGAGUGUUUUGAUUUUGGGAAGAGUGCUACUAUAUUUGCUUCAUUUGUUAAUCUGGAAAAACUUUAUUUUCAGAGCCCUGCUGAUUCAAUUAAAAGCCUUGAUAUAUCAAGCCUACAUAAUUUGAGAGUCCUUUAUCUUGAGGAUAUAUAUCGUAUCACACUCGCAUUUCCUCAAAAGUCUGAACUACUUUUCAAGAACCUGACACGUCUGCAAUGUUUAAUUCUCAUAAAUUCUGGUUUUUCUUAUUUUACUCCAUUGCUGUUUAAGGACUUGACAUCUCUAGAACUGUUAAAAAUUCAGCAGCAGAAAAUUUUGAUUCUGGGGUUUCAGAUGUUUCAAAAUUCGGUUAAUUUGAAGUAUAUAUUUUUCAGUAAUGUAAUUUUCCAAUGCACCUGCCAGAAUGCGUGGAUAAUCCCGUGGGCUGCUACUAAGAACACAAUGCUGUUAAAUUUUAAAACGGAAAAAUGUUUCAGUCUGUAUGAUCAGCGUUCGUUUGUUACUUUUCUGGAACAUACAUGUGACGAACCCAUUGGCUUUAUCUUUUUCCUGCUUACAACUGCAUUUCUUUUAUUGUUUUUGAUGGUCACAUAUGUAUAUAAAAGGCUUGGUUGGCACAUUGUUUAUUUAAAGCACAUUCUCCGGGCUUGGUUAGAAAAAUUAGUAGGUGGGCAAUCUAAUAAAGUGCAUUAUAAAUAUGACGUGUUUAUUUCUUACAGCCAGAAAGAUGAAUGUUGGGUUUUCAAGGAGCUUCUUCCAAACCUGGAGCAAAAAGGACCAUCCUUUCUGAAACUGUGUCUCCAUAACAGGGACUUUGAGGUGGGGAAGGACAUUGUAGACAACAUUGUGGACAGCAUAUACAGUAGUAAGAAAACAGUCUGUGUGAUCAGCCGUCACUACCUACGGAGUGAAUGGUGCUCCUUGGAGAUGAGAAUGGCUACUUAUAGGCUCCUAGCAGAAAGCCAAGAUCUUCUCAUUCUGGUGUUCUUAGAGAGAAUCUCCCCCUAUGAGAUUUCAGCUUAUCAUAGACUGGCAAAGGUGAUCAAGAAAAAGACCUACAUUGACUGGCCAGAAACAGAGAAUGAAAAACAACUCUUCUGGUUAAGGCUGAAAGAUUCCAUCAUGAAAGCAAAAGAUUUGGACUGUCAGAUUUAAUCUGUUUUGUAGAUCUAAAAAAGAUUGAUCCUGGGAGUGUAGCUUGGCAUAGUCAGUGUAUUCAAACAAGUGUUUAUUAUUAUUAUUUUUUUCUGUGCAUGUCUCACAAAUCAUCAAAACAUGGCUUUUAUAGCUCAGAAUAACCAAAACUGCCUAAAAUAAUGAUUACAUUAUAAAUAUAUGCAAACCUUACUUAGAGAUAGGAAUGCACACCUCAAAAAUGUCCUGUACAUUUAUAAGUUUACACAAAGGAAUAUUUGGAGAUGUGCACACUUUUUAUGUGUCUGUAUAUGUGUGUUUAUGUGGGGGUAAGUACUAUAAGGUCUGAGUACAAAACAGAAGUUAGAUAAUGAAACAUUUUUUUUUAAAUGUUACUUAUAUUUGUCUGAUUGUACAGUAUUAUUUUGUAGUUCAUUUAUCCAGGUCUUCCCUCCUUUCAAUUAAUGCGAAGUUUGGAAUUUUGAUGGCUGUGGCUAUGGUACCUGCCCACUAAAGAACUUGACAUUUUUAUUUUAGCUUCCUAGGCGUGUUCCCAGAAGUAGUCAUUCAAGGUACGCUUGGAAGUUUUCCCUGAGGUAUUCACACUAGAUUAGCUAGGUUACUUUCCCACAUCUAUUAUAUUUUAAAACUUAACUGGUUAAGACUCAUUAAUUAUACGUUCCUUGUUUAAGAGUUGACCUGGAAACUUUGAUUCAAAUCAAAGGAUGUGUUAGCAGAAAUUGUAGAAAUCAGAACCCAUAUCUAAAGAAUGCAGUUCAUUAAUUGCACAUAACCUUAGCUGCCUCAUAACAGCUAAACUAAAUCCAUUAAACAUCUGCUUUAGCAUGAAGUACACCAUUAAAAAUAAAUGGGCUAUUGUAUCAUGUAGUAGCUAGAACUGUAGGAGAGAAUUAUCAGAUUUCCAUUAAGCAAUACCAUUUAUGUUAGUUUCACCCCUUGUUUUAGUACAAGAAAGGCAUUUACAGAACCCUGCUCCAUUUCACUUGGUGCUGAGUACACAGCUAAUACGAUCAACCACAUAACAACAAUCUUUUUCCGUUUUUUUCUAGAUUAGGGGUCGCCACAGCGGAACUCUUGUCCG